CAUUUCUUUCACAUUUCCUUCUCUCUCUCUCUCUCUCUCUUCGAUCGAACGACAGAGAUCUGAGAACUCGAAGCACAAAGCGGAAGAAGUCAUGAGAGGUUAAGAAUUCUCGGGGGAGAGAACGGCGUCGUAUCGUACUGUGUUCGUUCAGGACAUGGCUGAAUCCUCGAAGGAAGACUUGGUGCAGCUCAUCAAGAGAUUUGGGGCUUACCUCACCCUCAAGAUGUCCAACCUCUUCUCGAUCUCCCUCGACAAUCUCGAUUCAAGAUCUGUUGGGGCUUUAGCAGGGCUUGCCAUUGCUAUACUCUUUACCUGGAGACUAAUGAGAUCGCCUGGUGGACCUCAAAGAAGGCAACCUAAACUGCAAACUCCUACACCUAGUAGUUCUGGCGUAAGUAAUCUUUCAAGUGCAAAUUUGCCAUCUUCUGGAGUUUGCUCAUCCCUAGAGGACGCACGAGCACAAAAUGUUAUUGAUGAGUUCUUCCAGCCCAUACAGCCGACUUUAGGACAAAUAGUUAGACAGAAGCUGAGUGAAGGAAGGAAGGUAACCUGCCGGUUGGUUGGUGUAGUCCUUGAGGAAACUACUCCUGAGGAGCUUCAGAAACAAGCAACUGUGAGAUCCUCUGUGCUGGAAGUACUGUUGGAAAUUACAAAAUUCUGCGAUCUUUAUCUCAUGGAAAGAGUUUUGGAUGAUGAAAGUGAAAAAAAGGUUCUCCUGGCCUUAGAAAAUGCUGGGGUCUUUACAUCGGGUGGCUUGGUCAAAGACAAGGUUCUAUUUUGUAGCACAGAGAAUGGGCGAACAUCUUUCGUUCGGCAACUGGAGCCAGAUUGGCAUAUUGACUCAAAUUCAGAAAUCGUCUCUCAGCUGGCGAGAUUCAUCAAAUACCUGCUCUAUGUUUCGCCCGUCAAACCUGAGAGGACUGCUGCAAACGUGUUCAGCUCUCCAUCAUUGGAACAGUUCUUCGGAUGCAAUUGAUGCAGAAGCCGAUAAAAGAUGAAUAGAAGUUCUUCACUUUUUUUGGUUUCCCUGUUCGUCGUUGUGGUUCUGGUCCAGCUCAUGGCGUUCCCCUGCAGCAGUUGCUCAUUUCUAAAAGAGAGAGACCCAAUGUGUAAUACUCACAGAAAGCUGUUUCUGUCUUUCUGUUUUGCCUUUAUGAAAUAGAAUAGCUUAAAUUUGAUCGACACUGACUGAUAAAGUGCAUAAGUGGUUGUCGGGAAUUCAUCCCAGUUGAAACGUAUGUUGUCAAAAUGAUGCUUUUGAUUUUUGCUGCCCUUAUUGGAAGGUUAGAAGUUUAUUAGAA
This is a messenger RNA of Diospyros lotus (date-plum), 1301 nucleotides long. RefSeq names its product peroxisome biogenesis protein 22. The record is from RefSeq and is a predicted model, not a curated record. Bases 155 to 976 code for a protein of 273 amino acids. Gene Ontology annotation, biological process: peroxisome organization. Lineage: Eukaryota; Viridiplantae; Streptophyta; Magnoliopsida; Ericales; Ebenaceae. The transcript is spliced from 8 exons.